Messenger RNA from Cajanus cajan (pigeon pea), 1990 nucleotides. Its product is annotated as putative folate-biopterin transporter 2. The record is from RefSeq and is a predicted model, not a curated record. NCBI's taxonomy places the organism in Eukaryota, Viridiplantae, Streptophyta, Magnoliopsida, Fabales, Fabaceae.
ACAUUAACAGAGGGAAAAUGAAGAAAAAAAAUGUAAAUUUGACGUUUUCUCGUUUGAUUGGUUGGACAUGGGAAUAAUCAAAACAAUACCCAUUUGUUAUCUUAAAAGGUUAACAUUGACUUGUCCUUUAGUGGCUUUUAAGAUUUCACCAUUAGAACAAGGUGUGAUAAUGCAGGAGGAGGAAAAUCAGGAAGAUCCAUGUGGUGAAUCUAUGGAGGAAAAUGAACCCUCAAAAGGGGUUUGGGACUGUUUUUGCAUCCCAAUCCAUUGGUUUAACAUGCUUUCAAGGGAAAUGCAUUGGAGCUUUGUACUUGGGGUGGUGAUUGUUUAUGGAAUAAGCCAGGGACUUGGUGGAGCUCUUGCUGAAGUUGGCACUAAGUAUUAUAUGAAAGAUGUUCAGAAGGUGCAGCCAUCUGAGGCACAGGUUUAUAAAGGAAUCACAUCCAUUCCUUGGAUUGUGAAGCCUCUAUGGGGUCUUCUCACUGAUGUUCUCCCAGUUUUUGGGUAUCGAAGGAGACCUUAUUUCAUUUUUGCUGGUUUCUUAGGAGUGAUUGCCAUGCUUUUGUUAUCUUUGCACGAAAGCCUGCAUCUUGUGUUGGCCCUUUUGUCAUUGACAGCUGGCAGUGCUGGGGUGGCAAUAGCAGAUGUGACCAUUGAUGCCUGUGUGGCACAGAACAGUAUUUCUCAUCCCUCACUUGCCGCUGACAUGCAAAGUUUGUGUGCCUUCAGUUCUUCUGUUGGACAACUAGUUGGAUUCUUCAUUAGUGGUAUCUUUGUUCACCUUAUAGGCCCUAUGGGGGUGUUUGGUUUGAUGACUAUCCCAGCUGGACUUGUAGUUUUGGUUGGUUUUCUGCUUGAUGAGCCUCGUAUGCACGACACCUCUUAUAGACAGGUGAAACAAAAUUUUGUCGAUGCUAGCAAGGCUAUGUGGACUACAUUGAGGAGUGAAGAUGUGUGGGGACCUUGUUUAUACAUGUAUUUAUCCCUUGCAUUGAGUUUGGAUAUCCGUGAAGGAAUGUUUUAUUGGUAUACAGACUCAAAAGGUGGACCAUCUUUCUCUCAGGAGAGUGUUGGUUUUAUAUUUUCAAUUAGUUCAGUGGGGGCCCUUUUAGGAGCAAUACUAUACCAGUAUGCCCUAAAGGAUUAUGCAUUCAGAGACUUGCUCUUCUGGACUCAGUUGAUUUAUGGUUUGUCAGGGAUGCUUGAUCUGGUUCUAGUCUUAAGAUGGAGCCUCAAGUUUGGCAUACCAGAUUAUUUCUUUGUUGUGAUUGUUGAAAGCAUAGCUCAAAUGACCAACAGGCUCAAGUGGAUGCCAAUGCUUGUUCUCAGCUCAAAGCUUUGUCCCUCAGGCAUUGAAGGCACCUUCUUUGCUCUACUAAUGUCAAUUGAUAAUGUUGGUCUUCUCUCAGCAUCAUGGGGUGGUGGCUUUGUUCUCCACAUACUAAGGAUCACAAGAACAAGGUUUGAUAAUGUUUGGUUGGCUAUUUUGAUCCGUAACAUUUUAAGGAUCACCCCACUUUGCAUGCUGUUUUUGGUGCCUAGAGGUGACCCCAACUCUUCCAUUCUUCCAAGUAAAAGCGUGGAUUCAAAGGUGGCUAUUGACACUUCAGACGCCAAAAAUGUUGAAUUGGUGUCCCUUGUACACAGUGUUGAUGAUGGUAAAUAGUUGAGUGAUGAAAAAACUGAAAAGACAUUCUUUUGGAUUCUUGGUUCCACAUACACGAAAUUACCAAGCCAGAGUAGAAUCAAACGUGCAAUUUGUUUGCAUUUAAUGUCAACAACAACAAAACAAAGAUGAUUUUGAGAGAAAAGAUCUAAGCAUCUUGGGCAAUGCGAGGGUGAAGGAUAUUAAUCAGUAGUAGGAUAUUUAAUUAUUCAUGUAAAGUAAGCCCUCGGUAUAUUUUCAUGAGAUGAUGUCAUGCUUUUUAUUAGGACAAAAUUUAAAUAUUUCUUUUUUAUAAUAACACGUGAAUGCUUGUCUUUUGGAUAA